This is a messenger RNA of Cicer arietinum (chickpea), 749 nucleotides long. The record is from RefSeq and is a predicted model, not a curated record. NCBI's taxonomy places the organism in Eukaryota, Viridiplantae, Streptophyta, Magnoliopsida, Fabales, Fabaceae.
UAGCCUUUAUGUAAGUGCACCAGACAUGUCACACAAGUUUUAUAGUAAAUGAAAAAUGCAGUUCAAUGAAGGCGAAUGGGUUACAUUUCCUCAAGUGACAGCCAUUUGUGCCGGUAAUGCAAAAUACUUUGGCGGUGGCAUGAAAAUUACACCAAAUGCUGAUCCUUUCACUGGAAGUUUAGAGGUUGUGAUUCUUCAGGAUUUCAAGUGGUAUGAUUUUGUCAUGAAAUUACAUAGGCUUUACAGCGGGACACAUCUCUCAGUUAAAAAUGUAUCUACAAGAAGUGUACUUUCUAUUGAGGUGGAGGACGUAUCAGGCAGCGGUGGCAUUUAUAUUCAAUCUGAUGGAGAGCAUUUGGGAUUCCUUCCAAAAAAGAUUGGCAUUCUUCCCGCUGCUAUUGAGAUGAUAUUUUGAUCCCUCUGGAGUAUAACAGAGUCGGCAAAAAGGGAUGCUUUGUAAUUUCCUAGAUUUAAAAAGAGGAAGAUUGUGUUUCCAUUGUGUAGGCAUCAGAAUAGGCUUCUUACCUUUUUCAUGGCCUGAGGGAGAGAAGUCAUAAUUUUUUUGAAUUGUCAAUGGGUUGACAUUUAAUUUAUUGAAUUUUUGUAACAUGUUUCUAUAGUUUUAGAAUGUAAAAAAUUGUACAGAUUGGAGGUUUAAAAUAGUUAUCAUCCGUCUCUCCAAAAUUUUUCAACUUUUCACUUGUAUGACACUGUCAACUGUCAAUUUAUUACUCGAAUUAUCGGCCUUA